AUGAAAUACCUAAUAAAAGCAGUGACUACUAAUAACAGAGACUUGAAGACAGCUCUGCUCUUUACAAUUGAAGAGAGAUCCUAUUUAUUUAAUUGUCCAGAUGGAUUUUAAAGAGUAGCUCUAUCUAAUAAGGUGAAAUUUAAGGGCGUCAGAUAUGUAUUCUUGUCUGGUAUUUAAGCAGAUUACUAUGGUGGAUUUCCUGGUUUCUAUUUAUCAUCAAGAGAGUCUUCCAGUGGCACUAUAGCUGACUUAUAAGCUUUCAAAAUUGGUGUAAUAGGCCCUGCUAAAAUAAAAGAAUUCAUAACUUAAGGAAGAUGUUUCUAUGGUGGCUUGAAUUUUAUUGAAAUUUUUUAGUAUGGAAAACUGGAUAGAUUUUACACAGAGUAAUUUCAGAAUGGCCAAUUCACCCCAAAAAUAAGUAAGCAUGAUCCAAAUAAUUUGCAGACGGAAAAAUCAAAGAAAGCAAAAGCUUAGCAAUAACAGUUAUAAAGCAAUUAGGAAGAAGAGAAAAAAUCUUAUGAGAUUUAAUAAGAAUUAGAGGAGAGUUAAGAGGAAUGCCAUGAAUUUUAGGACAAUUACCUCAAAGUUAUUCCUAUCAAGGUUUAUUCUUCAGAUCAUACAGAAUUAGAGAGCUAUUCAUUUAUUUGCGUGCCAAAGUAAAAUAGAGGGAAAUUUCUACCGAAAAAAGCAAUAGAAUUAGGAGCAGAUCCAAAGUUCCAUUUCAAGAUUCUUAAUGAAGGAAAUACUGUUACACUGGCAGAUGGAAGUAUUAUAUAUCCUUAUUAGUGCACUGAUAAUCCUCUUCCUUCUUAAAGCUUUAUUUUUGUCUUCAUUCCUAAUAAAAACUACCUAGAAUCAUUCCUAUCUCCAGAGAAUAAAUAGUUAUUUGAACAAUUUUACUUUGAAAAUAUUGAUUAAAAAUGCAACUAGAUACAUUUAAUCUACCAUUCAGUUGCAUUUGAAGUUCUGAUGAAUAAAGAUUACAGAGAUUUCAUGAGAUAAUUUGGGCUAAAUGUUAAGCAUGUAGUAGAUUGCGAAGAAGUUAAUGAUGAAGUUCAGAUGAAAGUAAAGGGAUACCAACUCAGUAGUAGGCAUGCUUUAGUUUGUCCUACAUUAAUCCCAUUGAGUAAAAUGGCUAUCUAGCGACAUUAAGAAGAAGCUAAAACUUAGCUUGCAGAAUUUCACUAAGUUUAUAACUUAUUGAUAUCUCAAGUUGGUUAGGUUUUCAAUUUAUACCCUAUAAAUUCUUCUAAUGUCGUUGAUAACUCACAAGUCAUAUAAUUAAAAGACCUUUAUACUGAAGAGGAUGAAUCUUUAAAUACUGAAAUGCAGUAAUUGAUAAAGUCAUUAUUAAAAUUGAAGAAAAAUGAAGAUCCUAAUAUGGAUUUAGAACAGUAUACUCAAUUAGACAACAGCAUUGAUGAUACUGAGCCAUCAAUAUUAUUUUUGGGAACAUCAUCAAUGAAGCCAACAACUUACAGAGGAGCAAGUGCAAUAUAUGUAUUUAUUAAGGGUAGCGGUAUACUGAUGGAUAGUGCAGAAGGUUCGUAUGGCCAAUUAUAUGAUCAUUUUUAAAAGAAAGAAAUUGUGGAUGAACAUAUUCUCAAGUUAAGAGUAAUAUUUAUCACUCAUAUUCAUGGAGAUCACUAGCUUGGAGUCCUUAAAAUUAUGGCUGAAAGAGACAAGCUCUUUAAUAUGGCUGAACCUGGUAACGAACUUUACGUAGUCACUCCUUAACCUAUGUGGGAUUACAUGACUGAUUACAUAAAUUCAGCUCUCAGAUAUCCUACAAUGGUAAAACUUGUUAAAAUUUCAGACCUCAAUCCAGAACCAUAACUAUAUUAUGAUAAUGAAAGUCCCUAAUAUAAUCCCAAGCAACCUCAUAUCAAAGAAGGAAGUCAAUUAUUUAAAAGGAAAUAUUCGAAGACUUCAGUAAUUCUAUGCCCAGUAAGAAGUUAUGAGGAAGUCAAUUAAAUGAUUGAAAAUCAUUAGCCAAAUCAUUAAGUAUCAUAAGAAAUGUUAAGAAUGCUAAAUGAGAAGAUGAAUAUCACUCAUAUGAAUGCUAUCGAAGUAAACCAUUGUGUCGAGUCAUUUGCUUGUUUAUUUGGGUCUCCAGACUUCGGUAGAAUUUUCUACUCAGGCGAUACAUUGCCUUGUUAAACAGUUAUCAACUAUGGUUAGAAUGUUAAACUACUUAUUCAUGAAGCCACAUUCGAUGAUGCAUUAGAAGCAGAUGCUAAGUCAAAAAAGCAUACUACUGUUGGCUAAGCUAUAGAAAUUGCAAGAAAGUGCAAACCAUGGAGGACAGUGCUCACUCAUUUCUCGCCAAGAUACCAGAAAAUUGGUGAGAUUGAUAAAAGGCAUCAGGAGCACAGGAUAAUGGUAGCCUUUGAUCAUUUGAGAUUUAAGUUAAGCUAUCUUGAAUGGGCUUAUAAAUUCCUACCUAUUUAUAGCAACUUCUUUACAAAUGAGAGCACAGACUCAGAAGCAUAAUAUGAUAAGAGUAGAGAUUUCAUGCUACAGAAAUAAAAGGAGAUAAAUGAUAUCAAUAUUCAGCAGAUUUAAAAAACACAAAACUCAACUACUGCUAAUGCAGAAAAUAAAAAAUAAUGA
Molecule: messenger RNA, 2613 nt
Organism: Stylonychia lemnae
Lineage: Eukaryota; Ciliophora; Spirotrichea; Sporadotrichida; Oxytrichidae
Source: the annotation of a GenBank genome assembly